This is a messenger RNA of Verticillium alfalfae VaMs.102, 321 nucleotides long. RefSeq lists its product with no specific name. The transcript has a single exon. Lineage: Eukaryota; Fungi; Ascomycota; Sordariomycetes; Glomerellales; Plectosphaerellaceae. The record is from RefSeq and is a predicted model, not a curated record. The coding region runs from base 1 to 321 and encodes 106 amino acids.
AUGCUGCCGAUGCCGAUGCUGCUACUGCUGUACCUUCGGCUGGGAUCGACCGGGGACCAGUGGGCAACAACACUCCAUGGCACAUCAGUGAGCGGCCGCCACACCAGGGGGCAAGAAGCGGAGCGGGGAAAGGGCAGCGCGGGUGAGACGCCUCUUCGAGAAGCCCAGAGGAUGGCGCAGAUCCUCUCUCUCCAUCCGCCUCCGGCUGUUGGUCUGCUUGGUCUCCAGGGUGCUCCGUUCAACCCCUGCAUACCGUUGUGCUACUGGAGGAUGGGGUACGAUGGGGUGUCAGCAGGCUGGGCAGGUGACGAAGAAGACUGA